UCCCGGCGGAAAUGUUUCUCCUCUGCACACGUGAUGACGUGGCGCUGCAAACAUGGCGGCGGACAUCACUCUGCUGUUCAGAGCCAGUGUGAAAACUGUGAAGACUCGCAAUAAGGCGCUUGGGGUGUCCCUGCCAGAGACAGAUGUGCUGAGGAAGAACCGGCCCCGGGGGACGUUCAGUGCCAGAGCCCGGGAUGUGAUCAGUAACAUUGGGAAACUAAAGGAUUUUCUCCUGGAGCACAGGAAGGACUAUAUCAAUGCCUGCAGUCAUGUGACCUCAAAGUAUUCCCGUAUGACUGACACAGAACGCGAUCAGAUUGAUCAGGAUGCGCAGACGUUCAUGAGAACCUGUUCUGAUGCUAUCCAGCAGCUGAGAACAGAAGCAAGCAAAGAUACAGUUUCACCUCAGGUGAAAGCACAUAGAAAUGCCGUCUUGGAUUUCAUUGCAGACUAUUUAAAAAGAGUGUGUAAGCUAUACUCGGAGCAGCGAGCCAUCAGAGUCAAACGCUUGGUGGACAAGAAAAGAUUAUCAAGGUUAGAACCAGAACAGAUCCACAAAGCGAAGACAUUGCCCUCAAUAGAGACGAUUACCUUUGUGAAUACAGAAGGAAAGGAGGAAGGCAAGCCAGCAGGAGAAGAAAAUACAGAGAGGACGGUGUCUGACACUCAGAGUACUUCAGGUCUUUGGGAUGACAGUCUAGGAGAAGAUGAAUUGUCCCCAGAGGAGAUUCAAAUGUUUGAGCAGGAAAACCAGAGACUUGUCAGCGAGAUGAACAGUCUUUUCGAUGAAGUAAGGCAAAUAGAAGGCAAGGUGGUUGAAAUAUCGCGACUGCAAGAAAUAUUCACAGAGAAGGUUCUGCAGCAGGAAACAGAGAUUGACAAUAUCCAUCAGCUCGUCGUGGGCGCCACAGAAAAUAUCAAAGAAGGAAAUGAAGAUAUACGAGAGGCUAUAAAGAACAAUGCAGGCUUUAGAGUAUGGAUCCUUUUCUUCCUAGUCAUGUGUUCAUUCUCUUUACUCUUCCUGGACUGGUAUGAUAGUUAAUAAAUGAGCUGUGCCUCGUAGCUACAACUUCAUUUGAACAUUGUUAAAUCAUUAAGAAAAUGCCACAUCUUCGUUGUCCUUCUUCCUCCACAUUAGUCUGGAUAUGUUAAUAAAUGUCACUUCCAAUAAUGAGGUCAUGAAGAGUGUCUACAAGUGAUUAACUGGAAGAUAUUGAGCUGUUUGCAUUACACGGGGAAAAGCCAGACUCGCUGACUGCUUCUACACUGAAAUUGUUAAAGGAACAAUAACCUCCAAGACACUCUUUUUUUUUUGCCUAA
Nanorana parkeri is the source of this 1320-nucleotide messenger RNA. RefSeq names its product syntaxin 18 (gene STX18). Bases 53 to 1042 code for a protein of 329 amino acids. Gene Ontology annotation, molecular function: SNAP receptor activity. NCBI's taxonomy places the organism in Eukaryota, Metazoa, Chordata, Amphibia, Anura, Dicroglossidae. Gene Ontology annotation, biological process: retrograde vesicle-mediated transport, Golgi to endoplasmic reticulum; intracellular protein transport. The record is from RefSeq and is a predicted model, not a curated record. Gene Ontology annotation, cellular component: endoplasmic reticulum; membrane; SNARE complex. The transcript is spliced from 11 exons.